Molecule: messenger RNA, 342 nt
Organism: Colletotrichum navitas
Lineage: Eukaryota; Fungi; Ascomycota; Sordariomycetes; Glomerellales; Glomerellaceae
Exons: 2
Coding region: 1-342 (113 amino acids)
Source: RefSeq, a predicted model, not a curated record
AUGGAUCGCCUCGCCGCUACGGAAGGCGUCGAGCCGCACGACAGCUACUCCCAGAUGGAGCCGUUCUCCGCCAGCGAGACGUCGAUCGACCGGGACCUCCGGCUCCGGAUACGGGACUUUUACCGAACCAGCGACCGCCGCGACCAGGACGAGCGCUGGCUCGAAUUCUACACCCCCGGCGCGAGGGCCAAGGUCGGGGCUCUGGAGGGCGAGACGCGUGAAAACAUCCGGCAACUACGCACGGCGAUGUGGAGCACCGUGUCGGCCAGGAAGCACUGGCUCACAAGCGCGGUCGGCUCAGCUACCGAGAAGGGGGUGCACGUCAUGUUGAGGGGGGGGUAA